Vicia villosa (hairy vetch) is the source of this 570-nucleotide messenger RNA. Its product is annotated as defensin Lc-def. Gene Ontology annotation, biological process: defense response. Lineage: Eukaryota; Viridiplantae; Streptophyta; Magnoliopsida; Fabales; Fabaceae. Bases 103 to 327 code for a protein of 74 amino acids. The record is from RefSeq and is a predicted model, not a curated record. The transcript is spliced from 2 exons.
UAUGUCUUACGAUCUUCACAUAUAUAUCAAACACACUUAUAACACAUUAAGUAAAGUGAGUUAUAUAUAUUAAGUUUAUAUAUUCCUAUCACUACUUAAGCCAUGGAGAAGAAAGCAGUAGCUGCCUUGUCCUUCCUCUUCCUCGUUCUCUUUGUUGCACAAGAAAUAGCGGUGACUGAAGCAAAAACUUGUGAGAAUCUGUCUGACACAUUCAAGGGACCAUGCAUCCCAGAUGGUAACUGUAACAAGCAUUGCAAGGAGAAAGAGCACUUACUUAGUGGCAGGUGCAGGGAUGAUUUUCGCUGUUGGUGCACUAAAAACUGUUAAAUUCCCUUUCUCCAACACGCAGCAAGGACAUUAUAUAUAAAUAAAAAUAAAUAAAUAAAUUUAUAAAUAAAUAAAUAAUAAUAUGCAGUAUACAUAGCUAAGAGUAUACAUAGCUAAGACUGCAUCGGUAUGUUGUCCUGCGUCGAUGUGAAUUAUGUGUGUACUCAAUAUCGUGCGUAACAUGUUAGUUAUGCACUUUGUUAUAUGCAAUAAAAACACUAGUAAUCAUAAGUUAGUUUAGAA